AGAAGAGCGGAAGAGGCUCGCGCGACAGGGGGCGGGGCUUAGCGUUCUCUUUAAGUGUAAGGCGAGCGGCGCGCGCGUCUCUUUCUCUCUCAGUCUCACUCCAUCUCCACUCCUCCGUCACUCACUCCAUCUCCACUCCUCCGUCAUGACCUCCAAGUGUCCCAGGUGCGAGGAGCCGGUGUUCUUCGCGGAGAAGGUGAGCUCUCUGGGGAAGAACUGGCACCGUUUCUGUCUGAAAUGUGAACGCUGUAAUAAGAUUCUCUCUCCUGGAGGCCAUGCUGAGCAUGAAGGGUUGCCGUACUGUCACAAACCGUGCUACGGAACCCUGUUUGGUCCAAAAGGUGUGAAUAUUGGAGGGGCGGGGUCUUAUGUUUAUGACACGCCCCCUCAGACACUAUAUGAUGGACCUUCAGAGGUUUCGCCCAAAACUCCGUGGUCCAUCUCUCACAUCGAGCAUCAUCAACCCAAAGUACCAGCUGUCCCGAUUCGUAUGUUCUCUGGCGAGACGUCUCUGUGUCCCGGCUGCGGGAAAGUCGUUUAUUUCGCGGAGAGAGUGAUGUCACUGGGUCGUAACUGGCACCGGCCGUGUCUGCGCUGCGAGAGGUGCAAAAAAACACUGACCUCUGGAGGACAUGCAGAGUUGUGUUUUUCAGCACGAGGGUCGGCCGUACUGCCACGUGCCCUGCUACGGCUACCUGUUCGGCCCAAAAGGUGUGAACAUCGGUGAGGUGGGCUGUUACGUUUACGAGCAGGACGAGAACGGAGAGAACGAGAUUCUCAGUUAAUUCACAAGAAGCUGAAAUUAAAAAGGAUUAUUUUCACCUCGAUAUCAACACAGAUGUUUUUAUUUUUAAUAAAUUUACAUGAAUAAUAAUCACUUGGAAAAUGUUACACUAUUUAAUAUUUUACAAACUGAAUUUGAUAAAAUUCCCCACAAACACACGGACGUGAUGUUACACACUUUAACAAUGUUCACGUUUUGUCAUUAUAAAUCACGACCUGUAUAUUUACAUUUAUUUAAAGCAUAAAUAAAGAAAAUUAGCUGCAGUUCAGUUUUUAAAUAAAUCUGAUCGGAGUAUUUACACGAUCAUGUCAUGUACAUUAAUAAAUAAAAUGAUAAAGGUU
Pangasianodon hypophthalmus (striped catfish) is the source of this 1125-nucleotide messenger RNA. It is a transcript of the gene crip3, whose product is annotated as cysteine-rich protein 3. Lineage: Eukaryota; Metazoa; Chordata; Actinopteri; Siluriformes; Pangasiidae. The coding region runs from base 146 to 727 and encodes 193 amino acids. The transcript has 7 exons. The record is from RefSeq and is a predicted model, not a curated record.